This is a messenger RNA of Ostrea edulis (European flat oyster), 2135 nucleotides long. RefSeq lists its product as uncharacterized. The record is from RefSeq and is a predicted model, not a curated record. The transcript has 4 exons. The coding region runs from base 220 to 861 and encodes 213 amino acids. NCBI's taxonomy places the organism in Eukaryota, Metazoa, Mollusca, Bivalvia, Ostreida, Ostreidae.
UUUAUUUUUGCGAAGACAAUAAUAUAGGUAAUAUGAAUAUUCAUUACCUACAUUUACACCAAUGGGGAUAUUUAUCUCAAUAUCAAUCAAAAUACGGUAGCUAAAUGUACGUGCAUAAAACGUCUUCUCCUGUAGCUUUACCACAUGUCUGUACAAAGACGAAGAUUCUCGGUCAUAAGAAACUAAGGGACAUUUUUUAAAUUUGUUCUUUUGAUAAGAAUGGCGACGGAGAACAAGGAUUUAUAUGUACGAUGGAUCUCCGCUAUGACAUUCUUUAUUGUGAUCGGCUGUCUUGUUCCAGUUCGAUGUGGUAGUUACUGUUAUUAUUCUUCUGGUUACUACUAUUGCUUUUACUACGCCGAUACCCAUCAUUAUUAUGAUCAUGUUGAAUUCAUAGGAAAAAUAGUUGGUGGUGUAGUCGGCGGGGUUGCUGGACUUGCUAUCUUCAUGUGCUCAAUGACAAUAAUGAUAGUUAAAGUCUGCAAGAAAACAAACCACGAACGAACGAUUGUCCACCCAGCUCAACCGCCUGUCUUUCACAUCAACACAGCACAAAACACAUCUAGUGAAUCUGAAGGACAACGUUUGGCCGCUGGUCAACAUUACCCAAAUUCAACCCGACUAAAUCACACACCUUCAAUCCAGGUACAACCAGUGCUUCAUGGUCAAGAAGAGUUGCAUCAUUUCUACCAAGGACAGCCCUCACCUGCCCAACAAGGACAGAUUACAUCUCCCACUCAAGAGGAGAUUUCUCCUCAAAAUCAAGGACAAGCCAUAUUUACAAACCAUGGACAGACCACAUCUCCCAGUCACGGAGAGAUCUCACUUCAAACCCCAGGACAAUUAAUACUUUCCAACUAAGAACUGACCUCACACCACAGUUAAUGGCAACCAACACUCCCCAAGGGACACAUCUAAAUGUAAUCUGAAAAAUCAAGGAAAAAAUCUCCGGAGUAAUACAUAUCUAAAAUGAUGUUAAAAGAUGGCCAUUAGCUCAACUCCAUCUUUCAGACAAGAGAAGUUCCCACUCGCAUAUUCUUGGGUCUUUCCGGCAAGCGGAAAACAACUUCGAAUAAAUUAUGUUAGUUUCCAUUUUUAUAUCAAAUCAAACUACCACUAUGGAAAUAUUUACGGUCCUUUUUUUUUACAAUAAAUGUAUGCUAGAAACGAUGAGAUAUCCCCAUUUUCAGUUUAAGAAAAUCUUAUUACAAUGUGACUGGAAGUAUCCAUUUUGCACAAACGUUCUAUAUAAUAUGCUUGCGGUGAACGUGAUACAGUCACAACACCUUCCCUGAGCUUGCUGAGAAGACCCGAGUAGUUGUCAUUCGACUAGUUUCUAGAUAUUGAAUUGAAAAGAUGUGAGGUGCAUUCUAGAUUCCCGAAUUAAUUGCAUGCAAUUUUAAACAAACCUUUUAAAACGUUUCUAUAAGAGGAGGGGCGAAAGAAUUAAAAUAGAACCAGGAACCAUUGUAGAGUAGGGUGUAUAGUUCCAAUAUUUCCAAUAUUUCGAUAUUUCAAACAACAAUGAUUUAUAAUGAAAACGAUCAGUUUAUUUACCAUUUUGCAGGUUUCGAGAGCGUGUUUCGAUUGUAUACACAUACAGUUUCAGAAUUGGAUGUAUUUUACUUCUCCUAUACCACCACUGUGUAAACACGAUGUUGAAUCUUAUUGUGUUUAUGUCGAUGAAUUUGCUUUUGAUUAGGUAUAAUAUGCAUUAUUUCAAUUCUACAUUUUUCCAUUUGAAACAAAUUCCAGACAAACACUCAAAUGCUGGAAUUUCCUUUCUGCUAAUCUGUCGCAUCUUGUCUAAAUUCAUUGAAUUUGAUGUUUUAUGUACAUGAGACUAGUUCAUCGUUUUAAAAACGUGAUAUAAAUGUAUUACACUGAUGAACUACAACUCGGGGUAAAUCCUUGAAAAUCCCUGAUCGGGUAUGAGUACUGCAUUUAUUCAAUAUAUAACCAUAUGAAUUAAUUAUCUAGGUCCCAUGUGUGAUCAACAAUUACUAAUUAAACUACUGUUUUGAGUAGCUUGUAUUAAUAAAUUACGCAGUUUUCAGAAUGAAAAUGAAUUCUUGGAAUUAUAAUUUCAGAUCAUUCAUGACAUGAUUGUGUAAUUAAACGUUGUCUAUAUCGAG